Poecilia reticulata (guppy) is the source of this 1778-nucleotide messenger RNA. Its product is annotated as actin, cytoplasmic-like. The record is from RefSeq and is a predicted model, not a curated record. Lineage: Eukaryota; Metazoa; Chordata; Actinopteri; Cyprinodontiformes; Poeciliidae.
UUCAGAAAAAUAAUUUCUCUCACAUUCUGAGCUGCUCUCAGUUUUCCAGCAAUAUUUAAUCUGAAUAAUCUGAAUAAUAUUCAGAUUAUUCCAGAACCAUGUGUGAAUUUUGAACUAAUAAAAUAAAGAUUGAUGAGAUUUUACAACUAAUACAGAUUUAUUAUGAGUUUACUCCAUUUAUUUAUUAGCUUCACUCCAGCUGACAGGAAGUCCGUCAAACAGAAACUCCCUUUAUUUACACAGGUAAGCAUGAACAGCUGUUUCUCUGCAGUAACUCGGUUCACUCCGUCACGCCCCCUAGUGGUCAGGUCACAUGAUAGUAGAAAUACCUUCUGUUGGAGGUUAAAGUCCAGCAUCGAGUUUCUUUCUCUGCUUUAGUUAAUAAUCAGUUUUUAUCACUGAUCUCCACAGCAGAAAGAGUUCAUUAUGAAUGACUCAGCAUAUUUCAAUAACAAGCUUUUUAUGAAUUUAAAUGAUUUAUUGUUUAUAUUUACUGUAGUUUUAAUGGCUCUGGAUGCAGUUCCACACAGUGACCAGCAGGGGGUGGGCGGUGUUCCGUCUGAGUCCAUAUGACUUAAAAACUGAACAAAGUUCAUUUAUUAUCGUCUCACCUACAGGAAGGUGAAGCAGGGAGCUCACCUGGAGCAGAAAUGGAGAAACAAGUCGCUCCUGUCGUCAUUGACAACGGCUCCGGUUUCAUCAAAGCUGGUUUUGCUGGACCCGAUGGUCCCUGCGCCGUUUUCCCAUCGGUGGUUGGUCGGCCCAGGCAGGACGCGGCUGGAGGACAGAAGGACAGAUUUAUCGGAGCCGAAGCUCUGAGUCGCAGAGACCUGCUGACCGUGAAGAAUCCCAUCGAACGCGGCGUCAUCGUGGACUGGGACGACAUGGAGACGAUCUGGCAUCACAUCUUCUCCAACCAGCUUCAUACUGACCCAGUGAAGCAUCCGGUCCUGCUGACCGAGGCGCCGCUCAGCCCCAAACCGAACAAGGAGAAGAUGACCCAGGUGAUGUUCGAGGCCUUCGGCCCUCCUGCCCUGUACCUGGCCAUGCAGCCGGUCCUGUCCAUGUACUCCUCUGGCCGGACCACAGGGAUGGUGAUGGAGUCCGGUGACGGCUGCAGUCAUGCCGUCCCGGUGUAUGAAGGCUACGCUCUGCCUCAGGCCGUCCUGCGCCUGAACCUGGGUGGAGCCGACCUGACCGACUACCUGCUGAAGCUCCUGGACAGCAGAGGACUCAGCUUCAGCGCCGCCGGUCAGCGUGAGAUCGUCACCGACAUGAAGGAGAAGCUCUGCUUCGUGGCUCAGUACUUCGACCAGCAGGUGAAGACGGCGGCUUCUUCCUCCACCCUGGACAAAACCUACAAGCUUCCAGAUGGACGAGAGAUUUCCAUCGGCGAAGAGCGGAUCCGAUGCCCAGAGGCGCUGUUCAAGCCCGAACUCAUCGAAAUGGAUUCCUCUGGCGUUCAUCAAACCAUCCACAGCAGCAUCAUGAAAUGUGAGCUGGAUGUUCGUAAAAACCUUUUCUCCACCAUCCUGCUGUCUGGAGGCUCCACCUUGUUCUCUGGAUUCUCUGAUCGCAUGAAGAAGGAAAUCUCUCGGCUCGCCCCGCCGGGCGUGAACGUCCAGAUCAUCGCUCCUGAUGGGAGGCAGUUCUCCGUCUGGAACGGCGGCUCUAUCCUGGCCUCGCUCCCCUCCUUCCAGGAGAUGUGGAUCAGCAAACAGGAAUACGAUGAAACCGGUCCGGGAAUCGUUCACCGUAAAUGUUUCUGACCUUCUCCU